Molecule: messenger RNA, 6528 nt
Organism: Plasmodium berghei ANKA
Lineage: Eukaryota; Apicomplexa; Aconoidasida; Haemosporida; Plasmodiidae
Product: conserved Plasmodium protein, unknown function
Exons: 1
Coding region: 1-6528 (2175 amino acids)
Source: RefSeq, a predicted model, not a curated record
AUGGAUUACAAAGUGAAUCAAAAAGAGUUAUGUGAUAAAUAUCUCAUACAAUACAACGAAAAUAAUGAGGGUUCAUAUAUAAUUGACAAUUAUAAUAAAUAUAAGAAAUUGUCUCGAUUUAACGACAUUGAUAUAAAUUGUUAUUCAAAAAAUAACAGCUGUGAUAAUAUGCAUAUGACAACAAACAAAUUUAAUAAUAAAGAAGGAGCAUCUAUUAUUGGGAAUGUUUAUCAAAAAUUUAAUGUGCAUAAUACUUAUAAUGGAAAUGUAGAUAAAAAGAGUGAGUUUGAAAAUAACAAGAAAGAGUCGUAUUUGUUACGAAAUGAUAUUGAGAAUAAAAAUGAUAUUCCUUAUAAAUAUAAUAAUAAUAAAACAAAUUUCUAUGAAAUUUCACAAAAAGAUAAAAAUAUAAUUAACAAUGAUAUAAUAAUAACACAAAAUGGCCAUAAAAUUGAAAACAAGCAAAAUGAAAAUAUAAAUUAUACAAGCAUGAACCAAAAUAAAAACAAAAAACAAUGUAUACUGGUUAGCGAUAUGCCUAAUCGAUAUGCAGAUAAUAAUUUAGAAAAUCGAACAACAAAAGAGAUAGCUAAAUCUCCUUAUGAAAAAAAUAACACUAACAUGAGCAAUUGUUCAAGAAUCGCUUAUACAAACAAUAAUACAAAUCUUGUAAAUAAAGAAUCAUAUAAUAAUAUAAGAUAUUCUGAUAAAUAUAAAAAUAUGAAUAAAAAGACAUAUCGUUCAGUGAAUCCGUUGAGUGAAAUAUUUGCGAAUGUCAUAUAUUCUAAUAUGCAGAAUAAUUCUAUGAAUAAAACCAAAGAAAUGAAAAAAGAAAAUUCUACUAAACAAACAGGUCACGAAGCGAAUGAGAAAACUACUAGCAUCAAUACUAAUUUGAUUAGGAACGAAGAUUAUUAUAAUAGUUCCAUUAGUACAAAUAAUAAUAACAUAAAUAACGAAAACGAUAUAAAUAAUAAUAAUAAUGCAAAAAUAAAAAAUAUUUAUAAAGGGCAAAACUACGAUGAUUACAAUAACAGAAAUCAAAUGAUAACAGAAUCUGGAAUUCAAAAAAUAAAUUAUCAAAAUUUAAAAAAAAAAAAAAAUUAUAAAAAUAAUAUUUAUAAUAAUAUGAAUAAAGAAAAUAUAGCUUAUUCAAAAAAUGAUCCCAAUAAUAUUAGUAGUAUGCAUAAAAUGGCAACGAUGUUAAAUUCAGAGAAUGAAGAGGAUGUAACUUAUUUAUUUCAGAAACAAAAAAUAGAUAGCAAAUUACAAAAAAAUGAAACGGUAAAAACAGAUUCUAAAAAAUAUAAGGGAUCAAAUUAUCUAAAUAGAAAAUAUAAUGAAAAUAGAUUCAUUAAUAUAAUUCCCAUGAAAAAAGAAAAUACCUCGAAGAAUUUUUCUGGUACUGGAACAGGAUAUACUAGUAUAUACAACGAAAAUAUAAAUAAUAUAAACAAUGUUAAUAAUAAUGGGGGAUAUAAAUAUAAUGAUAUAUACAAGAAACUGAUUAAUAAUUACAAUAAUUAUAAUUCGAUUCAUAACAACUAUAAUUCAUUUCGAACUUUUGAUGGAAAAGAUAGACAUGAAAAAAAUAGCAUAAAAAACCAAAACAAUAAAUUUCUCAAUAUUCCUACAAAUACAAAAUCUGUUGAAAAUUUAAAUCAUUCUUUCAAUUUAAAAAAAAAAUCAAAAAAAAAUAAAUCAGGAAAGAUUCAAAAUAAUAAUAAAAAUAAAAAUAGUAAUGAAAAUAUUAUAAAAAUCCAAAAACAAGAAGAAGGGCCAACAACAGAAUCAAAUAAUAAUAAUAAAAAAAAGAACAAUAACAUCAUUAAUAAUAUUGAUAAGGUUAAUAGUAAUGAUAAUGGAAAUGGUAGUAAAAAGAAAAAUGCAAAUAAACAUUUUAGUACAAAUUUGUGUAAUGCAUGUUUAAACGUUGAUGAUGAUGUUUAUAUUAAACAAAUUAAAGAAAUAAUUGAUAGGGACAUUAAUUUGUCAGAGGAAAAUAGUAAAAUAAUAUCUGAGUUAAAAACAAAUAAUAUUUUAAAUUCUUACAUUUUUAAAAAUAUGAAUUCUUUAGAAAAUUUUAAAAAAGGAGGAUUAACAUGGGUAGUAUAUCCAAAUAAUUUGAAUUCACAAAAUGAUAAUAGUAAUAAUAAUAAUAAUAGUUUAUUGUGGAAAUCUAAUGAUACUUUGGGUGUUGAAAAUAUUUCUGAAAAUACAGGACUGCGUUUAAAAAAUUCGAAGCAUACAACGAUAAAUUAUGAUAAAUUAGAAAAGGCUAAAGGAAAUAAUAAUGGUUAUUUAAAUGGUAGUAAUGAAACCGAAUUUUCCUAUGUAGAUUUAAUAAAAGAUAAUAUUUUUUAUAAUGAUAAAUAUAUAAUAGAACCCCUUAUAGAGAAUACAUGGUUAAAGCGGGUUCUAUUAAUAAUUAAAAAAGAAUCAUUAGAUUUAGAUGCGUUUAUGUUUAAAUUGAAAUACUAUUUUUAUAAAUCUGUUAUUUUUUUAUAUCAAGAAGGUAUCAAAGCAUAUUUAGGAGAUGUAGCAAAUCAAAUGAAAAUUUAUAUUAAAUAUAAUUUUUGGUCUGCUUCUGAAAUUGCUUUUAUUUUAUUACAACUAACAAAUAUAUGUAAUAUAAAAAUAGAAGUAAGAAUAAAAGGGGAGAUUGGUUGUGUUAUAUAUCUAAACGACGAACCUCCAAACUUUAAAGGAUUUGUUGAUAGUCAUACUUUGAAUAAUAUAUUUACUAAAAGAGAUUGGAUGUUGUUAAAUGAGUUUGCAAUACAAAUGAUGAGAUAUCAAUCAAAUGACGAUUCUAAUGAAAAUUGUAAUUGCCCAUUGAAUAAAAAUAUUAAUUCUCAAAAUUGUAUUUCAGAAAUAUUAUGUAUAGAAGAGUUAGAAAAAGAUCUUGAACCUGUUUUUAGUCCCGAUUUAAAUCAAUUGAUUUGUGAUAAAAAUAUGAAAGAAAAAUAUAACACAUCUGAACCCAUUUUACAAUUUAAAGAAAAUCCAGAAACAGAUACUCAAAUGAAUCCCAUUUCUACAUCUAACAAUGUGGAAGUAGAAAAUAAUGAUCAAUUGGCUAAUGAUUCUACAGAUGUCAUUACAACAUAUAAAAAUAAUUCUGUAGAAACGAAUACAUGUAUAUUUUGUUCUUCAUCAAAUAAAAAAAUGAAAUCUUAUAUGUUCAAUGGUGGUAGAUAUGCAUUUGCUGCUAAAUUAAAAGAAAAAAUAAAUGAAUUUAAAUUUAAAAGAUUAGGAGAUAUUAUACAUUUAGUUCAAUUAGCAAUACAUAAAGGAAUAUUUGUAUACUCUCAACGCAUUUUAUUACCAAUAUCUGCUUGUGAAAAAAGUGCUGAUGAAUUAUAUCCCAAAAUAAAAAGCUAUAAUUAUGAAAUUUGUAAAACUUUAAAUGAAGUUAUGAAUAUUAUUUCAUUAUUAGUUGAUCAUAGACCAAAUGGUUUAGUACUUGCUCAAUUAAAACAACAAUUUAUUCUUCAAUAUAAAAAAGAAUUAAAUAGUUUACAUUUUGGUUAUAAAAAAUUACAGAAUUUACUUUUAUCUGAUCCUUUUAAUAAAUAUUAUAAACUUUAUAUUCCUAAUGCAAAUUUGCACCGAACUCAUAUUCAGCAUCGAAAAUAUCAAACUCCUGAAAAUUGCAAAAUAUUCAAAAAAGAAGUUGAUGGUCUUUUCACUCAUCUAAAAUUUAUUGAAGACAAUGAUUUUUAUUAUCACUAUUAUUCUGGAUCACUUAAUUUUGAGGAGGAAUAUGAAACUGAAUUGGAAGAAAUAGAAAAAGAAGAUGUAAUUAAAACAGAUAAAAAUAAUGUUGAUAUUAUGGAUUCGAAUAAUUUGGUUGAUGAUCAAAUUUUUACAAAUGAAAAUACGAACUUAUCAAAAAAUAGUUUAGUAUCAAAUAAAAAAAAAAAAAAAAAAAAUGUAAACAUUGAUCUAAAAUACAAAAAUAUAAAUAAGUUACCUUUUUUUAUACAAGAAAGUAUAAAAAGUAUAUUUGAGUUUAAUGAAAUAGAUAAUAAUGAAAAAGAAAAUGAUGUAAUUGAGUCUUUAAAUAAAGAACAUGAAUUAAAUGAAAAUAUGCGUUUAAUUUUACUCAGCAUAAAUAAAAUAGAACAGGAAGAAGAUACUGGUAAUUAUAAUAAACCAGUAAAAGAUGAAAAAUUUGAUUUUCAAAAAAAUGAAAAUAAUAUAACUGAUAAUAAUAUUAAUAAGAGAAAUAAUUUAGUUAACUAUUUGUAUCAUAUAGAUUUUGAUACCGAAAAUAAUAAUGCAUAUAUACUUUUAUUUAAAAAAAUAAAAAAUAUAUUUAAUACUCCUUAUACAAAUAAUGAAAUUGAUGAUGAUAUAAAUAAGAAUAAUAAUUACUAUAAGGAUGAAGACGGUGUAGAAGAAAAUUGGAAUGAUUCUAAAUAUAAUAUAUGGAACUUUUUUUAUAAAAAAAAAACAAAUGAUUAUUUAGAUCUAAAUAACACAUUUUAUGUUUCUCCAAUUUUGAAUAUUUAUUCUUUGAUUAAAAAAUAUAAAAUAAAAAAAAAAAACAAUGAAAUCCUUUAUUCUGAAAAUAAUCAAAAAUAUACAGAGAGCACAAAUAUUGAGAAUGCUCAAUUUUCUACUUUACCAAUAAAUAAUAGUCAACAUCAUGGUGUGUCUAAUUAUAAAUAUCAGAAUAAUUUUGGAUAUUUUGAAGAUGGUAAAAAUAUUUCAAUAAAUGCUCAAAAUGAUCAUUCGAAUUUUUUUGACACAAACUCGAGUAUUCAUGCUGAUAAUAAAUAUAAUUUAGAAAAAACAAACUUAACAAAAACAAAUAAUCAAAAUAAUUUUAUUAAUAAUCCUGAUGGCAAAAAUCAAAAAUGUCAUAGUUAUAAUAGUGUAAAUAAAUCUGAAAAUUUUAUUUGCCAAGAAAGGAAUACACCAUCUUCUAAUUUGGGUUCACAUAAUAAUAUAGAUGUAAAACUUAACAAUAGCAAUGUUAAUAAUAAUCUAGUUAAUUGUUCUAGUAAAUUAACCAAUAAGUAUAAUCAAAAAAAUGUUAACAAAUAUUAUAAAAUUGAAAAAGAAGGAACUAUUAAUAUGCUUAAAAAGAAUUUUAUUAAAUUGGAUCCAAAAGAAAACUAUAAUUAUUUAGUUCAGAAUAAAACUAAUAUUUAUAAUGAAUAUAUAAGCGAUUCUUUGCAAUAUGAUGAAAUUGAAAAGGAGUCUCAGAAUGUGUCAAUAAGUGUGUCUAAUCAUAUGAAGAAUACAUUUAAUGGUUUUGGAACAAAAUUAAAUAUAAAUAGUUCCAAUAAUUCCUUAUAUAAUAAUAGUAAGAUCAAGAUCAAUAAUUUAGUGCACUAUGAUAAAAGUGAUAAAAAUAUUUAUUUCGAUACGCAAAAAAUGGAUGUAGUAAAUUCAAAUAAAAAUUCGAACGUGUUUAACAGAGAUAAUGGAAGUAACGAUGAACUUCUUCUGAAUCAUCUACACAAUGAAAUGUGCUACAAAAAAAUUAGCAAAACAAAUGAUGUGUUUGAACAAGAUAAUGGUAUUCAAAACGAUUUAAAAAAUUAUAUAGAAGAAAUAAAUGAAUAUGAACAUGGAAAUAAUAUUGAUGUGAAAUAUUUAAAUAAAGAUAUUGAUAUAAAACUUAGCGAAAAUAAAAAUAGGGAUAAUUUUACAGAUAGCUAUUAUGAUGAAAAUUAUGUCAAUUAUUCUGAUGAUUUAUAUAACGGAGAUGAUAUAGUUAACUGUGUUCAUAAUAAUGGAUAUUUUAGUAUUGACGAUCCAGAUGAUAGUAAUAUGGACCCAAGUUUUGAAAAUUUAUAUAGCAUUGAAGAUAGCAAUUUUAUGAACAAUCCAGAAUUUUCUUCAUUCUUUAUCGACAUAAUUGACAAUAAAUGUAUGGAUGAAAUGGGUGGUGUAAUUCAUAUGGGCAAUUAUAGUAAUGAUAAUUUAAAUACUGACUCUCAUUGUUUUAAAAAAAUUAGUCUUAUAAAUAACAAUAUUAACGGAAUUGAAGAAAACAAUAAUAGCAAUUCUACAACUACAACAACUAACACUAUCGAUAUUGCUAAAAAUAAAAUAUUCAUCAAUAAUGAUAAUGAAAAAAACAAUAUAAUCACAGAAUGUGAUGUUGAUAUAUUUCAUAGUAGCAACUAUUUAGAUAAUACAGUAAAUAAUUAUUAUGAUAAUACCACCAAAAAUACAAAAAUAAAUAAAUGUAUACUUUUUGAAUAUAAGAAAAACUCUAAUUUAUAUCCGAAAACUGGAUAUUUUAAUAAUGUAUCCACUAAUGAUACAAAUGUUAAAAGUGGAGAUGAUAUAUGGAAUCAUAACUCUAUGUCAAGUACAAAUUUGUCUUUAUUAAAUAGUGGUAUAUGUAAUGACAAAAUAAAUAGCUUUUCUUUUUAUUCAAAUAAUAUGGCAUCCCUACAAAAUAAUCCCAUACUAAAUAAUUCGAGAAAUAAUAAUAGUUUUAAUAACAUAAAUAAUUCAAAAGAAUAUAUUGAUUUUUUCUCAUAUAAAGAUACACCCAAUUAA